AAAACGCGCGCAGAGCAGAGGAAGGGGGUGAAAAAUACUCGUCUUGGCUCUCAAUGUUGGUGUUGGCGCUCGUCGCCGCCGUCUAGCGUCAUUUUCACUGCCACUCGGGUGCAAACACCACCUCGAAAUUUCUCACCGUCUUUCGCUACUCGCUGCUCCAACACUUCAAUAUGCCCGCUCGGAACAAGGAUCAGGAGGCUGAGGUGCUCCAGUGGAUUUUCAACGUGAUCGGAGAACCGUUGCCGUCUGGACAGUACGAGGACGUCCUCAAGGACGGCGUCGUGCUUUGCAACCUGAUCAACAAGCUGGCACCUGGCUCCGUCAAGAAAAUCCAGACCAAGGGAACAAACUUCCAGCUGAUGGAAAACAUUCAGAGAUUUCAGCAAGCAGUCCGUAAAUAUGGCGUUCCAGAUGAAGAGAUUUUUCAGACUGCCGACCUUUUCGAGAGGAGAAAUAUUCCACAGGUUACCCUGAGCCUCUACGCCCUUGGAAGAAUAACGCAGAAGCAUCCUGAGUAUACCGGCCCGACUCUCGGCCCAAAGAUGGCUGAAAAGAAUGAACGCGAGUUUACGGAAGAUCAGUUGCGCGCCAGCGAGGGUCACCUUGGACUGCAAAUGGGCUUUAACAAGGGAGCCUCACAGUCUGGCCAUGGCGGCUUUGGCAACGCGAGACACAUGUAAAUUACUAAAAGCGCGUCAUUAAAAAUGCUUUUUGUGUCCAAGCUAUAAUUUUGUUUCUCAAACUUUCUGGAUGAGCGGUAAAAACGUUUUUUUCUUGUAUAAAUAAUUAUUAAGUGUUUUAAGAUGUUGAAAAUUGUUGUGCCUUAUCAAUAAAGUAAUAUUUGAUGUCAAUGAAAACA
Molecule: messenger RNA, 859 nt
Organism: Cloeon dipterum
Lineage: Eukaryota; Metazoa; Arthropoda; Insecta; Ephemeroptera; Baetidae
Product: muscle-specific protein 20
Exons: 4
Coding region: 171-680 (169 amino acids)
Biological process (GO): actin filament organization; actomyosin structure organization
Cellular component (GO): actin cytoskeleton
Molecular function (GO): actin filament binding
Source: RefSeq, a predicted model, not a curated record